CGGGAUGGCCCCGACGCCGAGCAGCGGCCCCUGAAGCGCCCCGCUCCGGAGCCGCCCGGGCAGGAUUCGCCGGCCAAGAUCUUCCAGCGGAUGAAGGCGAGGGCGGAGCAGCAGCGCAGGGCCUUGGCCACCGACGUGAUCCUGAGCCCCGCGGCCGGGCAGCGGUGGCCCGGCACGGCCCGGGCGGAGGGCAGCGCCCAGCCGGGACCAGAGCCGGUUUGCCUGCAGGUUCCCCGGCCUGAGCCCCCGGCAGUGCUCCCUGCAGAGCCUCCCGUGCUGGAAACCCCCCAGAAGUUCUUCCUGCGGGUGAAGCAGCAGCUGCAGCAGCAGCACAGAGCCGGACCACCUCCAACCCAAACCCAGCAGAAUGUUCCUCCUUCCACAGCUGCAGGGAAUCCCUUAGCCCGGCCUGCUGGUGCUGAGCAGCCAGCGGAGGAUGAGGAUGCUGAUAAGGACGAUGUGGAUGUUUUCCUCGUGGAAUCCAUAGAAGUAGAUGCUGAUGAAGAUGCUGAUCAGAGUACAGUAGCCACUCCUUCGCGUGUGAACUCCACCCCUUGGGAAGACGGGGUAAAAGGAAGGUGGGGAAAUGGAGAAGCAAAAGCUACAGAGCUCCAUGAGGACAGGAGAGAGUUGCAGCCCAGUAAGGAACCAGCUGCCCCAGCAGUGGAAAAGGCACCAGAGACUAAUCCCGAAAAACCCUCGCAGUGCCUGUGUAGCAUCAUGCUCUCCUCUCCAGUCCAGUUCCCAAGGAAGCAGAAGCUGGCAGAGGACCCCAAGGUCCCUUUGGAUAAUCCUCCUGCUGAUCAACCUGCUGGCAAAGCACACAAAGAGACAAACAUCUGCCUGAACAGCUGGAGGAUUAAAGUGCUGCCUGGAAACAUGGCAAUCUGCGUGGAAGGGAAAAGGAAGGACAUGAGGCAGCUGCUGUGGCACAGCAGCGCCGUCACGGAGCGCGUCACUCACAACCAGGUGAGAACCUCCUCGGGCGCUGUCUACCUGCUGCAGGGCAAGAUAGACUCGGCCGCCAUGAGGCGUGAAGGCUUCCCCUACCGCUUCAUCAAGAGAUUCACCUUCGGUUUCUCCAGACGGUGGAAGGAGUACCUGGAGGAGCUUCUUGGGGAAAGGAGAAGGAAGGAACAAAUUCAAGAUAGUGGUGUAGAAGAAAACGAGGAAAACGAGGAGAAUGACUCCGUGGGGGGAACCGAUGUGGUGGAAACCGCAGGAGACACAGCGAGCAAUGCGAAGAAACCUGCGCUGAGGAACUCCACCUAUGAGGUGUCACCAGGGAGCGAUGAGAACAUCUUCGUAACACCAAAGCACAGCUCCAGGAAGGACUCGAGCAGGCUCUACACUCGCAGCGGGCGCCUGGUCAAACCCCCCCUGAACUUCUGGUGUGGGCAGAGGGAGUUCGUGGAUCAGAACCUGAACGUCACCAUAGAAAAUGGGGGAGUGGAUUACCUGAGCCUGAUGCUUAGUAGUGAAAAACCCAAACGAAAGACCAGUUUCACCUCCAAGAAGGAUAAACCAAAGGAAGACAUCAGGAGGACAGAGGAAAUGCCAAAAAGCCAAAGUAAAGGGAAAAGCCCGGAGAGAGGAGCCCCUUCCAGAGGAGCCCCUUCCAGAGGAGCCCCCGGAUCUGCCGGCAGCGGGACGGGCAGGCGCUCCCUGCCCGACGAGGAGGGAAACGAUGCUGGAACGCAGAGGAAAUCCCGGCUCCGUGCCAGGGGGAAUCCCUCGAACAGCAAGGCGCCGAGCAGAGGCAGCAGCAGAGGCAGCAGCGGGGCGCCGGGGGCAUCAAGGAGAGCGGCAGGCUCCGGAGCUCUGAGCAUGUACGAGCAGGGCUACAGGAGCUGCCUGCGCUCAGCCGGGCCGCGCCUCCCGGCAAAGCACAGCGCCCUCCCCGCCCAGGAGCCCUCGGAGCAGGAUGGGGGGGAGCAGUCCAGCGAGGACACCCCUCUGCUGAUCAAGAGGAAGAAGAAAUCAAUAUUAAAACCAGAGUCUCGGAACUGGAAACCAUGCUCUGGCUCCAGGAGUUCCCGGGAGGAUGCCAACGAGCCCCGUGGCCAAAAGACAGCAAAGCCCUCCCAGAAAGUGCUGGUGAGGCUGAGCGGGCCCGAGUCCAGCGACGAGUCUGAGCUCACCCCUGAAGGGAGAACAUCCUCAGAGUCCCUCAGAGCUUCCCUUCUGCCUGCUCGGGCCAGGAGGGCACAGGGCAGCACCAACCCUCCCGGGCGCUGCCUCGAUUCCGACACCGAGCCCGAAACCGGGAACGGGGAGUUGCACAGGAAGGACAGGAAUGCCAGAGAGCCCCGGGUAAAAACCAGCAGUGGGGUCUCCAACGGUGCCGGGCCUGGAGCGAAACAGAGACAGCACGAGAGGGCAAAGGGGCAGAAAUCUCUGGAACUUUUUCCAAGGGCAGCUGAUGGUUGGUCUGAGAAGGAGUUGCAGAAGCUUCACAGGGCCAUCGCGGCGUUCCCGAAGCACAGGAGCGGCUUCUGGCAGGACGUGGCCAUGGCCGUGGGGUCCCGCUCGGCCCAGGAGUGCCAGGAGAAGUACCUGGAGGAGCAGCAGGGGAAAGGAUCCAAGCAGCAGCCCAGGAAAACCACGUCGGGAAAAUCUGAGCAGAAAAAUAAGAAGGAGGCAGUGAUCACUGCCAAGGUGGGCACCCUCAAAAGGAAGCAGCAGAUGAGGGAGUUCCUGGAGCAGCUGCCCAAGGACAACCACGACGACGUCUUCACUGCGACGCCCUUCCAGAGCAGGAGAGUCCAGCUGCCAGCGCUGCGAGGGAGCCGGGACGAGGACGCCGAGGAUUUCACCCUCUCCGAGUUCCCGCUCACCCCCUCCUCAGGCCUCUUUCCCCCCGUGAAAACCCCGCAGUGUGAGCACAUCAGCCCGGGAAUGCUGGUCCCCAUCAACAGGAACGCCUACGACCGGCACGUGUUCCGCAUGCAGAAGAACACGCGGGGCAGCAGAGGCACCUGGGACAAGGUCAAGAAGAAGUCGGCCGGAGCUGUGCUUGGGACGCCAGCUUCCUGCAGAACCAAGAGGGUGACCCCGGCCCCUGUGGUGGGGAAGCUCUUCAUGGCUCCGACUCCGACUCCAGACUCAUCCAGUGAGGAGCAGGAUUCCUACUUUUCCAUCUGAUGGACUUGGUGGAUGCUCAGCACUUCCGGUUCAGAGCACGGGGGUCGCGCUGUCCCUCUGGGAGGGAAUGCUGGAAUGAUGAGCUCAGUUUGGAAAAGCUGCCCUGCUGUGCUUUUAUGUGUUUUAAGCCCGUUCCCCCCCCUGCAGCAACGCUCGGCUUUUCCAUGGGUGCUCUGGCACUUCCUUGUCCAGGCUCCCUCUCUCCGUGUCCUGCUUCUCCUGGGAAGGACAAAUGCACAGAGAGACCAAUGACUGCCAAGGUCUGAUUGAUUUUUAAGCUAAAAUAUCUUCUGGGAUAAAGCUGUACAAUAAAUUCAGGUGCAGUCCGGAAGGAACCGAAACUGCUUUUUAAUUUACUCUAGAGAGAGCUUGAAUUUUUACAUUUCCUUAAUGUAAUAAACAAAGCCAAGCCUUUUUUACUCACAGAGUACUCAAGAGUUGUUGUGGGGC
This is a messenger RNA of Hirundo rustica (Barn swallow), 3594 nucleotides long. RefSeq names its product MIS18 binding protein 1 (gene MIS18BP1). The transcript is spliced from 16 exons. The record is from RefSeq and is a predicted model, not a curated record. Bases 91 to 3144 code for a protein of 1017 amino acids. Lineage: Eukaryota; Metazoa; Chordata; Aves; Passeriformes; Hirundinidae.